UCUUGAUUUCAUAGCAAGUGGGAAAUAUGAAAAACAUAAACAUGGCGAUGUAUGGCGAUAUGCAUGAACAAAUCUCAAAAUAACAUGCAACAGGUUAACAAGAAUGAACAAAAAGAACGAGAUUGGAGGUUCAAUUGAGGAAUAUGAUGUAGGGACACACUUGGGAAGGGGAGGCUUUGCCACAGUGUAUUGUGCCAAAUGUCGCAACACAGGAAGAGAUGUGGCCAUCAAGAAGAUUAACAAGAGUGAGAUUACAGCUGGUGGUCUUAUUAGCAGAGUGCGCCAAGAAGUUACAAUUCACUCCCAGCUCAGUCAUCCAGCUAUACUUAAACUUUAUACAUUCUUUGAAGAUCAGCAGUUUGUUUAUCUAGUCCUAGAGCUUUGUACUAAAGGAGAAUUGCAGAAACAUUUAAAAAAUCUACGAAGAGUCCUCGCUGAAAAUGAAGCCAGGGAAUACUUGAGCCAGAUCGUAUCAGGAAUGCUUUAUCUUCACUCCCAGUCUAUUAUGCAUCGGGAUCUUACUCUAUCAAAUAUACUUCUUGACAAUCAUGGAAGGAUAAAAAUAGCAGACUUUGGGCUUGCUACACAGCUUAGGCGCCCAGAUGACAGGCACACUACCAUGUGUGGCACUCCAAAUUACAUCAGUCCUGAGGUAGUUACUCGCAGUUCCCAUGGCCUUGAGUCAGAUGUGUGGAGUUUGGGGUGCAUGUUGUUUAUUAUGCUUGUUGGUCAUCCUCCAUUUGACUCUAAGGGUGCCAAGGAGUCUAUAUUUACCAAUGUUGUCAUUGGUGAUUAUAAGGUACCAAGUUAUGUGUCGGUUAAUGCCCGUAAUCUGAUAUCAGAGUGCCUUCAGAAAAACCCAAAGGAAAGAAUCAAGCUUGAAGCUAUUCCUAAUCAUCCUUUCAUGAAUACAGGAAAUAAAGUGGAUGUAUCAAGGAUGUCUGACAGUGGGUUAUAUACCAUGACUACUGUAACCACCACCCAUCAUACUAGAGCUCCACUAGCUUCCAUAUCAGAAAGUGAUCUGUCUUGUUCUGAAGGCAGUGGCAGCAGCCAUACAGGGCAGAUAAAGCCAUGUUCUGAGCCCCUUCUUCGCCAUCCCUCUUCUCCACCAGUUAGGAUGAAAUCUAGUCCAAGAGAUCUUCUACCUCCGAAUGCUGGAGUUAUUGAUAGUUUGAAAAAGAAAUUUACACCCCUGCCGUCACUGAAGGGUGGAGGAAAUUUUGCUUUUACUACACCACUGCUGCCACCUUCGAUAAAGCGGGAACGAGAUGUGUCUGAGGAGCGGAAUAGGCAGCAGAAUUCAAAUGAGCUUAGAUGCAGUUCCUCCAGUUCUUGUGAUGACCAGUGUAACUCUGUACAGUAUUCCUCUUCUCGCAUUAAAGAUGAGGUAUCUCAUCACAUUCCGGGGGAAAGGAAAGGUAGGGCUAGAAGUAACUCGAGAAGUAGAAGCAAUGAUUGUGGCACAGUAGAACACAAUUGCACUAGUGAAACUCAUAAUCCUUCAAGAAAAGAUAAAUCUGGUGAUUACAAUGAUAAUUCUGGAGAACGGUCAAGGAUAUCUUAUGAAUGCUCUUCUGAGAGUCACAAAAAUGAAUUAUGUAAUCAGUAUUCAGGUCACCAAAAUCAAGGCUCUGGUAUGAGAUCAAAAGAAAUAUACAGUGAUUGCAGAAGUAGAUCCCUUGAAAAAAAAUGCACUUCAGGACAAGAAAGUCGUAGAUUAAUUGAAAACCAACUUAGGUCUGUGGAAAAUUGUCAACAAGAUGAUCCAGGAUAUAGAUUUUCAAGAUCUAGAGAGAGGUGUGGUGUGCCAAGAAGCAGUGGUUUCCAAAAAAGGAACUAUGUGGCCUGUGAGCCAAUGUUUGUGAAGUUAUUGAAGUCUAAAACUACCAAGAUUACCUAUUACACAGAUCAAGCAAAGUUUUUUCUUAUGGAAAAUUCACCAGAUCCAGAUUUUGUGGCUACAUUUUAUCAUGGAACCAAGCUAACAAAGAGUGGAAACAAUUUGGUCAUCAAAUGUCCUACUGGGGCCUCUCAUUCAGUAUCACUGACCCCUGAACAUAAACUGUUGCCUGAUAAUCUGGAGCCACUCUAUCUACAUUUUAAACAGGUGCAUGAUCACUGCCUGUACCUGGAGCGAGUUUUAUCCGAGGUGAAAGAUAAGACAAAAAUGGAUUGUUUUCCUGUAAUUUUGGGCAGAAAGCCAGUGUCUACAUCUUCACCGUCAGAGUCUACGUGUGGUAAACUUCAUCCCACAUCAGAUAAAGAAAAUUUCUCACCCACAUCCAUACAGUCCUAUAGAUCUCCAAGAAAUAUUUUAACACAGCUUGGAUCAUUUGAAGAUUCACUUGCUAGCUAUCAAGUAUUGGGAAAUUCAGCUCCUCGUGUGAGAGUGCCGCACACUCCUCACACCUACAGUAACCUUCUGGUGAAUACGUGUGAGGUCAAGCAUCCUGUGUCUCGUGUGUAUGUACAGAAUAUUGGCUGGGCAUCUCGGGGCCGUAAUGGUGUAGUGUGUGUGGAGUAUCUGGAUGGAACGCAGGUUGAAGUAAGCAGUAACUCUCCCAAAGUGAUCUUCACCGAUGCUUCUGGUGUAGCUACAACAUUUGAAGUGAAGGACAAACUGCCAUUAGCACUGCAAAACAAAUUGUCUCAUAUGUCAGCCGUGUUAAAUUCUCUGACAUAUUCUCCUGCAUCAAGUACGCCGCCUCCAUCUUCAUAUGUGGGUGGCCUCCGCUGAUAUCACUACAACUCUAUACCUGAGAAUAAAUGAAUUUAAGAAUUUUAGUUAUGCUGAAUACAGUUAAUAAUGCAUAUGAAGAUUACCUGACAAAUGUGCUGUAACCUUGCACAUCAUGAAUAUAUUAGCUCGAAUAUGAAACUUUUGGGAAAAUAUAUGUUGUAUGUAGUGCACUGGAAAACUAGUUUGAAUGAAGUUGUUGAUGCAUGUUUUCAUGUCUUUUAUGUUGUUUUACUAGGCUCUUCCACUAGACUUUAGCUAACUCAAAAUAAUAGUUUUUAAUAAAACUGAAUCUCAUAAAUGUAAGUCAUUGUUUAUGAAGUAGGAAAUUUACAAUAUUCAUUUGCAGCUAGAGAUGAAAUAUAAAGAAUUAGAUAGGCAUAAUUAUGGAACAAUAAUGAGAGAAUUAUUAUGACUCAGGAUAAAAAAAAAAAAAAACAAAGGGAUACAACAGAAACUAUAGCUUGUGGACUCAAGUUAAUGAAUGUCUUUUUCAAGUCAAAAUAACUCGUCUUCCAUACGAAACUGUACAACCACUGUGUCUUCCUUAAAGGAUGAUAAAAUCUGUGCAAAACAAAAUUUGCACAGAAACAAAACCAAUAUUUUCACGAUUGUUCCUAGAUUGCCAUGGGUGUCAAUAAUAUUAUGUCAACAAUUUUUAUAAUUUUUUUAUUAAAAUAAGUGUCUGAGAACAAAUGGGCAUAGCUUAGUAUUUCUAUGAAAACAAAACACGCAUACAUGUACGCCCUCUCACCCACCCACCCACCUGCCUAAAGGAACUCCCACCUGUCUGCCUCUCACACACACUCACACUCACUCUCACACUCUCGCUGUCACUCAUUCACUUUGACUUGUUGUAGGUUUUAUU
Cherax quadricarinatus is the source of this 3608-nucleotide messenger RNA. NCBI's taxonomy places the organism in Eukaryota, Metazoa, Arthropoda, Malacostraca, Decapoda, Parastacidae. The record is from RefSeq and is a predicted model, not a curated record.